UUUAAAACAAAAUGGCAACUUUUUCCUGAAGAUUUACAUGUAUUCAUGUUUUUGAAGAAAAGGCUGAUGUGAACAAGGUGGAAACUUAAAUCUUGAGUUGUAGGAGAGAGCCCAUUACUAGACUAUAGAAUAUUGACAAGAACUGAAAAUCCGCUGAAUAGCUCCGGGGGUGACAUCGAGUUGGUCUUACUUAAAAUGGCCUCUCGGGGAACGAGGACAAGGAAUGGCUCUACAGGUUCAGGAAAAAGUUCUGCAGGAUCAAGCCGAGGUUCUGCUGGGAGCAGCAGAGUACCUGCUGGUGGUGUGCAGCAAAAACGCCCACAACCCCGUCCUUCUGAUGUACUCAAUCCAAAGACUGUUGAUCCAUUCAAUGCCAAGGAAAAGAAUGUGACUGCUUUUGCUGCGGUCUACCGGAAUGGUGGUGUACCAUGCAGACUCAUCCAUGGUUCGGUCAAACACAAAUUAGCCUGGGAUACCGUCCCUGAACAAGUGCCUUUCGACCCAGUCCUGGUCACCCUUGCUGAGGGCCUGCGAGAAACCGUCCAUCCAUAUACUUUCGUCGCUAGAACAGGAUUCAAGGAACUUCUUGAGACACCCGACUCUGGUGUGAAAGCAAUUCCAAUAUUACCUAAACUUCAACAUCCCAUCAGACUAGCUAUGGCUCAUUCCGACCCCUCUGUGUUUGAGGGUGGACUCGAUGCUCUUGUACAGUUGAGCGAUGCUGUUGGUCCGGCUCUGAAUACCUACUUGAAAAAUCUCCUUGUAUCAAUCUCAAAGCAAAUGAUGAACAAAAAGUUUACCGAAAAGAUAUCUGAUUCCCUGCAUCGAGUCGAAGGAAAUGGUGGCAAGGAAUGCCUGCCGAUCAUUAAAUCAAAGAUUCCGACAUAUUCAAGUAUAUUUGCAUAGAAGUCAUGCAAUCCAUCAUGAUCUGCUGCUGAUUCCAGGAACUAAGACUGCUGUGACCAGUUUGACUAUUGUCCUUUAUAGUUUGGUGGCAAAGUUGUUGAUGUUUUUUUAAUGUGGUUCUCUAAUCUGGGCAGGACUCAUUGUUAGGAGAAUCUUACUAAGGAUUCAGAAUUUGAGUGACAUGUUCAAGGCUGCCUGGACUGCAACUAUAUACUCAUCUUGAAAAGACGUACUUAUGUGAUAUUUUGGUGUCAUUCUUAUUAAAGUGAAUGAUCAUGAAUUAAGGUUUAAGGCAAUGCUGUUUGACAGAGAGUUGAACGAAUCAACAAAAAUAGGUGCAUUCCACUGUACAUGUAUUGUGUGUGUAGAGUACAGACAUUGAUUAGGUAUGUCUGUAAGCAAAAGCGCCGUCUUCCUCACCAAAUAUGGCAAGUCAAACCUCUCCUGUACUUCCAAACCCCUUUCAAGGACAUAACCCAUUAAUCGGUAUGAAUUGAGCCGUACUGCGUUUAACAUGAUGACAGUGUUACAGUAAGUCAAUGGAUUUCGUGUUCAUGUUCUAACAAGAUAAUGAGUUAAUUUGUAUUGCAUUUGUGUUUGAUUUUAUAUAUUGUAAAUACCAAUGUGCUCGAUGAUAUUCUGUUUUCUGUUGGUUUCCACGUUUUGUAUGAUAGGUGUUUUUAAGACCACUCUUUGUAUAUACUCUUUUUUUUAGUAACUUCAGUGAACCCUUUCUGUAGCCUAAAGUUCCUUGUGUGUCAAGGUGAACUGACAUGUACAUGCUUGAUUGGGGUAAUGUGACAAGAUCAAUUUGAAUUGUAGUUAUAUCAUCAGUUGUAAUUCAAUUCAUACUCAAAAUCUGUCGGUUAUGACAGGUCAGUUUGCUUGUAAAUAUUUGAAUUCACAACGUCCGAUGUAGAUAACUUCGUCUCAUGCUGGCAUGUGUCUGUAAUAAAAGACAAUGAA
This is a messenger RNA of Lineus longissimus, 1872 nucleotides long. RefSeq names its product PACRG-like protein. The record is from RefSeq and is a predicted model, not a curated record. The transcript is spliced from 6 exons. Lineage: Eukaryota; Metazoa; Nemertea; Pilidiophora; Heteronemertea; Lineidae. Bases 196 to 906 code for a protein of 236 amino acids.